This is a messenger RNA of Mus musculus (house mouse), 1024 nucleotides long. Its product is annotated as predicted gene 6176. Gene Ontology annotation, molecular function: transferase activity; nucleotide binding; ATP binding. Bases 1 to 906 code for a protein of 301 amino acids. The record is from RefSeq and is a predicted model, not a curated record. The transcript has a single exon. Lineage: Eukaryota; Metazoa; Chordata; Mammalia; Rodentia; Muridae.
AUGACGGAGCAGGAUCUGAAGAUGAUGGAGCAGGAUCUGAAGGCCUGCUACUCAAUUGAAGAGAACUUCGACACUAACUAUAAGAUGCUGAACACACUGGGUGAAGGAAAAUUUUCAGUGGUGAAACGAGCCUUCCAUGUCCCCACAAGUACCUCUGUGGCUGUAAAAAUUCUCCAAAACACCAAGGAGUACACCUCACCCAUCUGCAGGGAAGCCAGGAUUAUGAAAUCACUUAGCCAUCCUAACAUUAUCAAGCUGUUUCAUGUGGUCCAGAGAAGAGAGACUACCUACCUGGUGAUGGAGUAUGCCUCAGAGGGAGAGCUACAAGAUCGCAUCAUCAAAGUGGGGUCUUUAGAGGAGAGCGAGACUCGAAGGUUGUUUGCCCAGAUAGUACAUGCGGUGCAGUACUGCCAUGACCAUCACAUUGUCCAUAGAGACAUAAAGGCCAGCAACAUCUUGAUCAACUACAGGGGAAAUGCCAAGCUGUGUGAUUUUGGCUUGGCUGCUGAAGUGAUUCCUGGACAAAAGCUGGCAGGUUUCUGUGGCACGCUGCCCUACUGUGCCCCGGAACUCUUGCAAGCAGAGAAAUAUGAGGGCCCCCCUGUAGAUAUCUGGAGUUUAGGGGUCCUCCUGUUCCUCAUGGUAUCUGGGAACUUGCCUUUCCAAGGCAGGUAUUUUGUGGACUUAAAGCAGGAGAUCAUCUCUGCAAACUUCAGCAUCCCUUCCCAUGUUUCCAUUGAUAUUCUCAAUGUCAUCAUUGAACUGCUGAUGAUCAAUCCCAGCAGGAGGCCAACCAUCCACCAAAUCAUGAGGCACCCCAUGAUCAGGGGCAGUGAGGCAUGUUUACCACCUACUUCCACACAGAUUUCCCAGGCACCCCAAGCCACAGCAUUGUCAGGACCAUGAGAGUCAUCACAUAGAAGCCUGACAGGAAUAUGUCCUCCUGCAGUCCCCAAGAGGAGCUCUGUGGAUACCUGCAGCCACCUAAGAGUGUAGGUGUUCCAGGAUCCUCCUCUGGGGAUAU